AUGACUCUAUUGCAACAGCAGGACCUGCCCAAAGGGAACGUGCUGGGAGGGGAUGUCUGGAUGCAGCCAGGUGAACCCCUGGUUGGGAGCUCUGGGUACCCUCUAGCCACUGGGAUGAGAACUGCUCCUGUAGAAACAGCCCAGCCUGUACUUGGAAGGAUGGAGCCUGACAUGCUGGACUUCCUGGUGGACAGGAGGCUCCCAACUGUCAGUCCAGGGGCACUGGCUACAGAGGGAGAAAGGAACCAGAUCUGCCUUCAGUGGCAAAAAGGGGAUGGAACUCCAAAACUUGAGAAGAUGUGUGACCAACCAAAGUGCAACCCAAGCUGCCCAUCAAAAUGAAACCCAUGCUGCCCGCCGAAGCCCCCGUGUUACAUUGAGCCCACGUGCUGCUGUUUGGAGCCCAAGCCUGAGUGCACGUGCCUUAAUAAGGAGACUGAUCCCACUGCACCAAAAACUCAGAACAAUAACUCCCUAAACCAACAGCAGUCCCAAAGUCCAAAACUGGUGCCCAAAUCAGGUCCCCAGGGGCAGAAGCAGCCAAACAAGUAG
This is a messenger RNA of Lipotes vexillifer (Yangtze River dolphin), 552 nucleotides long. The record is from RefSeq and is a predicted model, not a curated record. Lineage: Eukaryota; Metazoa; Chordata; Mammalia; Artiodactyla; Lipotidae.